This is a messenger RNA of Panthera uncia (snow leopard), 992 nucleotides long. Its product is annotated as 40S ribosomal protein S21-like. The transcript has a single exon. The record is from RefSeq and is a predicted model, not a curated record. Gene Ontology annotation, molecular function: structural constituent of ribosome. Gene Ontology annotation, cellular component: cytosolic small ribosomal subunit; ribosome. NCBI's taxonomy places the organism in Eukaryota, Metazoa, Chordata, Mammalia, Carnivora, Felidae. Bases 286 to 537 code for a protein of 83 amino acids. Gene Ontology annotation, biological process: endonucleolytic cleavage in ITS1 to separate SSU-rRNA from 5.8S rRNA and LSU-rRNA from tricistronic rRNA transcript (SSU-rRNA, 5.8S rRNA, LSU-rRNA); endonucleolytic cleavage to generate mature 3'-end of SSU-rRNA from (SSU-rRNA, 5.8S rRNA, LSU-rRNA); translation.
UGUUUGUUUUGUUUUGUUUUUUAUGAGAUUGGAUAAACAAAGAGAACAAUUCCCUUUAUAAUAAUGACUCCUAGGGUCUUAAAGUUUUGUUCUCUGCAAGUUUAAAAUAAUGUAUCUCUUUUAAAACUCCCACCGAAUGUUUAAAAUUUAAGCCAACUGUAAAUAUGUAAUCAUUCAUGAGUUCCUCUUAAGAAAAAGUGUCACAUGGAAAAAAAAUGUUUUUAAAACUGAUUCAAGCGUUUCUGUGCUCGUGCUGGUCGCAGCAGCAGCAGAUGCGCCCUGGACAUGCAGAAUGAGGCCAACCAGUUGGUGGACCUGUACGUGCCAUGGAAAUGCUCCCUCAGCAAAAGGAUCAUGGGCGCCGAGGACCACGCAUCCAUCCAGACGAACAUGGCGGACUUCGAGAAGGUAAUAGGCAGGUUCAACGGCCAGUUUAAAACCUGUGCUAUCUGUGGGGCCAUUUGCAGGAUGGGUGAGUCAGAUGACUCCAUCCUCCGACUGGCCAAGGCCAACGGCAUCAUUUCAAAGAACUUCUGACUGGAGAGGAUGACGGAGGUGGGAUAUUUGCCAUAAAAAAAAUAGCAAAAGCCCAGAGAGAGAGAAGUGGGGGGAGAGAGAGAGAGAAAGGAAGGAAGGAAGGAAGGGAAGGAGGGAGAGAGAGGGAGGAAGGAAGGUUGAUUCAGGAGCCAAGUACUUUGUGAGAUGGAAGCAAGUUUGGUAUCUAGAUGCCAGAAGUGUGCAGGCUAGAAAUCUAAAGUAUUAUCACCUUCAGGCCAGUUCCCUAUAUCAACUUAAAAAUGACCAAAAGACACAGCACUUACUUAUUUGUCUAUGUAGGAAAUAAGAAUUUUCACGUUCUUACAAUGUUAUAUCAUAGAAUUUAAAAAGCUUGCUGACCCAGAAUAUGAAACCAUAGGAAAUCAGUCCUGGCUGCAUGCUUAUAUACUCUGAAAAUUCUGUUUACUGUUUUUCUCAGUAUUCGUUCCCGCAGC